GUGUGUUACUGUUUCGGAGUUUGUAUGUAUUGUUCAGUUUAUUUUAUUGCAAUGUUGUACUUUAUGUUGACUGCUCAUUGUAUUGUUGCACUAUAUGUUGAUUGCUGCCUGUUAUAGUCUGCAAGUAGGCAUUCAAAUAAGAAUUUCACUGUGCUUUGUGCAUGUACAAUGUUGGCCUACAUACAGUAUUACAAACCUUUGAAUCCUUGAAUCGGUUCUUGCUGACUGAAUUUACAGAAGUCAGCCCAUAGUGGCAGAUCCCUUAUUCUGCGUUAAAUGAAAGGGCCAUUAGGCAAAACAAAAACACAGGGUUGCAUGUUAGAUGGUCGGUAAUAACCUGUCAGGAAUCUGUCAGGAAUUAUAUAAGAAAUUUCAAAAUGGAUUUGAACAUGCCCAAUGUCACGCUAAUUGCCGGACAGGAGAUCGCUCAGGAAGCGCGAGCGAUAAAGCACAAGCAAGCAGGCAGAAAUCGGGGCAGACAGGUUUUUAUUCUGGAACACGGACAUCAACUAAGACCAGUAACAUCAAUGACGGACAAAGGGGAACAGGUCAGACCAGGACUUAAAUACACAGAGACUAAUCAAAGUAAACGGACACAGCUGGGUACGAUCGGGAAAGAACACGUGGGUAAGCAGGGGGCGUGGCACACAUGAGGAGCGGACGAGCCGGGCAUGACACCCAUAACUGUUAGUCGUGCUUUUUACUUUGUGUUAGAUAAUCAAAAUGGAGCCUCAUGUGCUAUUGAAAUAUUCUGCAGUUUCAUUCCAGUUCAUCUCCAUAAUCCGGUUCUUGUGUGGGAAUCAUACUCUUUGUCACGAUCGCUGUGAAUAAAGCGGGCGAUCGCUCGGGCAAGCGAGCAAGCAAGAAGCAGGCAGGCAGAAUACGAGGCAAAACAAGGGGUUUAAUCGGAAGACGGGGACCAGGCUACAUCACAAACGCUAACAUCAAUGACAGACAAGGGCAACAGGAAAUAACACAAUGAAAGACUUAGUGAAAGCUACCCAAUCAAUUUCCAUGGCUGUGGAUUUCAGAGAUGACACCAAGCUGAUAAUGCAGCCCUAUGCUAACUGGGAGGAGUACUUGGUACCUACCCCAGUCUCCAUAGCCAUUCUGGGGGAGCUGGUCUUUAUCUCCUCUAAUGUAUAUUUCUCUAUCAACAAAAACCCUACAGAAGGCUCACAAGAACAUGGACCAGAUCCGUCUCCACAUGUGACACCAGCCAGAAUAAGGAAACGGGGAUCGAGAUAUGCGCACCAAAGGUUUCCUGCUACACGGCUCUGCUGGUCCUCUAACAGCCCGGCUGGGAGGAGCUGUACUGCUGCCCUGCUUUGUGGACAGACCCCUGCCUUUGGAGGAGCUGGAGGUGGACUGGAGAAGGACUGAUUCAGACACCAUCGUGCACCUAUUCCAGGACGGUCAGAGCAGACCUGAAUCACAGGGAGAUGGCUACAGGGGCAGAGCCCACUUCUUCUCUCAGGAAAUCUUCAAAGGCAACUUCUCUCUGCUGCUUGACGGUGUGAGGACUGCAGAUGCAGGAGUGUACAAGUGUGUGGUUUAUACAGAGCAGGAGAACCAUGAAACACGGGUGGAAAUACGGGAAGUAGAGCGGCUGGUGGUGACGGGUGCAGAUGAGCCUGUCUAUGCACAUGCUGGAGAGGAUGUGACUCUCAGCUGCUCUGUGGACACACAUGUUAAUGUGACAGAGCUUCAGGUGGAAUGGAGAAAGACAGACGAUGACGGUGACAUCAUGGUGCUUCUGUAUGAUGAUGGAGAGAACAGACCAGGGUCACAGGAUGGGAGAUACUCUGGAAGAGCUGAAUUCUUCACAGAGGAAAUUCCCAAAGGAAUCUUCUCAAUGAAACUGAGGAAAGUCUGGACUGAAGACAAAGGAGAGUUCAGGUGUGAAGUCCACUCAGAUACUGAUUCUGCCAAUACAACUGCCAGGAUAGCAGCACUGGGUUAUUCAUCCCUGCAUUGGCUGAUUCUGGGGCUGUGCAUCGCUGUCACACCUGUAGUCCUACUUACUGGUGCUUUAUCUGUCAGGUAUUUAAGAAGGAAAGAUAAAAGCAAACAGGCUCUGAGUCACUGCUCACAUGUCACAGUCCCACAGAUCAUGGUUUCUGCAGCCUUCAUCCUGUGGGGUGUAACGGAAGGAUCCACAGAAGAGGCUGUUACAUGUACUGGCAUAAGUCUACUGUUUAUCCCAUUAUUAUUUAAUAUGGGUCCAUAUCAGGAAUUCUCAACAGUUACUUGGCAGUUAAUUAUACGCACCAGUUUGAAAACUACAUUUGCCAUCUUUAUGGUUGGUGUCCUAACAGGUUCUCUCAUUGAGUUUUCAGCAAAAUAUUCCCCAACUCCAGCUGAGAAAGCAAUAUUUGGAGGAAUUUUUGGUGGAACCAUAUUUAUGUUCGUCUUUUUUGUUAUAUUCCGAAUCAUCGACAUUGUGGUUUGGACAACUUAUUCUGAAGAAGAUUAUGAUAAAAUAUUUGCCAAGAUAACUGGAAUAACUGGAAUUAUAUAUCUGGUCGUCAUGGUUUCACCUAUAAUUGCUGUCAGUGUUUAUCUGGAAAAAUACUCAGCUGCAGCUAGGAAAAAACAACUUGGAACAUUUUUCACUUUACUAAUAUUUCCAAUCAUCAUGGUUUUAUUCCCAGUUGGUUUCAGUGUGUUUUGGAUAAUAUUCUCCCGAAAGACAAAAAGAACAGUACGACAUCAAGACAUUCUUGUAAUCAUGGGUUAUUUCAUGUAUAACCGCAAACUGUUUAACAUGCUUUUCCUUGCUAUUUAUUCGCAACUCGUUGCCUGGAUUAACAGCACAUUAAAAUUAGAAUAUUCAAUUAUGACUGCAGUUGCUGCUUUGGGAAUCUGUGCCUGCGGAAUUAUCAAGGAUUAUUUAUUGAUUUAUGAAGAAAAGCGUUUGGAGGGAUUUUAUUAUUUUGUUCAGAAAAUCCUUUUGGGGAUUUUCUUCAUGCUGCAUCUGAUAUUAAGUUGCCUUUAUCUAAGUGUGAUUCUAGAAAAUGACAAAGGACGACCUGUAAAGAUCUGCGAGUUUGUGUUCAUCUACAUUCUGACUGUCACAUUGUUCUUUCGAUAUUGGCUUCGGCAACAAGUCAUUGCCAAACCCCGUAAAUAUGUAUAUUUCUCAGGGGCUUUUGGUUUCCCUCUCCUGAAUUCUGUUGCCCUGGCUGUAGCAUUAAAACGCAAAGCAGACACAGGAAAACAGCCACUGGAUCUACGGCUGAUUGUCCUGAUUUCUGGGUCUGUCUUCCUCUUUGGCUGGUUCGUUAUAGAGAUGUCUGCAUACUGGUUGGUUAAAAAAGAAAAGUAAGUAGACAUAUUAUAU
Messenger RNA from Brienomyrus brachyistius, 3343 nucleotides. RefSeq lists its product as uncharacterized. NCBI's taxonomy places the organism in Eukaryota, Metazoa, Chordata, Actinopteri, Osteoglossiformes, Mormyridae. The record is from RefSeq and is a predicted model, not a curated record. The transcript is spliced from 20 exons. Gene Ontology annotation, biological process: negative regulation of T cell proliferation; cell surface receptor signaling pathway; immune response. The coding region runs from base 1247 to 3328 and encodes 693 amino acids. Gene Ontology annotation, cellular component: external side of plasma membrane.